GCCUUAAGUUAGAUAGACUCGCGUUAGCAUUAGCAAUUUUCUUUUGUUGUGAUCUGGCAUUUAGCGGUUGUGUAUUUACUCAAAUAACUUAUUUUGGGGGAAAGURCUCCUAAUACUUCCAGAAUGAGUGGUGGAGUGUAUGGAGGCGAUGAGGUGGGAGCGUUGGUGUUCGACAUCGGCUCUUAUUCUGUUAGAGCUGGUUACGCAGGAGAAGACUGUCCCAAGUUGAGGACUGGGACAGUUUCCAGGCCAUUUUGGAUCACACAUACAAGAUGCAUUUCAAGUCAGAACCCAGCCUUCAUCCGGUUCUCAUGUCUGAAGCAUCGUGGAACACACGGGCGAAACGAGAGAAGCUUACCGAGCUGAUGUUUGAACAUUACAACAUUCCUGCCUUUUUCCUCUGUAAAUCAGCUGUACUGUCCGCCUUUGCCAAUGGGCGGUCGACAGGUCUGGUCCUGGACAGUGGAGCCACACACACCACAGCAAUUCCAGUACACGAUGGUUAUGUCUUGCAGCAAGGCAUAGUUAAAUCCCCUUUGGCUGGUGACUUCAUGAGCAUGCAGUGCAGAGAGUUAUUUCAAGAGUUAGGUGUGGAAAUAAUCCCUCCCUACAUGAUUGCAUCAAAGGACCCAGUGAGGGAGGGAGCCCCAGCCAGCUGGAAGAAAAAGGAGAAACUACCUCAAGUAACCCGCUCUUGGCACAAUUACAUGUGUAAUUGUGUAAUCCAGGACUUCCAGGCAUCAGUGCUGCAGGUUUCAGACUCACCAUAUGAUGAACAAGUUGCUGCACAAAUGCCCACAGUGCACUACGAGCUUCCAAACGGCUAUAAUUGUGACUUUGGGGCAGAGAGGCUAAAGAUCCCAGAAGGACUGUUUGACCCCUCUAAUGCUAAGGGUUUGUCAGGAAACACCAUGUUAGGAGUCGGCCACGUGGUGACAACCAGCGUAGGGAUGUGUGACAUCGACAUCCGGCCCGGUUUAUAUGGCAGUGURGUGGUGACGGGAGGAAACACUCUUAUUCAAGGCUUCACAGAUCGACUGAACAGAGAACUCUCCCAGAAAACCCCUCCAAGUAUGAGGCUGAAGCUGAUUGCCAACAACACCACGGUGGAGCGCCGGUUCAGCGCGUGGAUUGGAGGCUCCAUCCUGGCAUCACUUGGAACCUUCCAGCAGAUGUGGAUCUCCAAACAAGAAUAUGAGGAAGGAGGAAAGCAAUGUGUGGACAGGAAGUGUCCUUGAUUUAACAUCCAGCCCCACCUCGUCAUCUUUGCCACAUCAUGAGAUGUUCACUUCUGACCCAGAAACACUCAGCUUUUACUUUGUAUAAUUUUUUGUUAAUUGAGCUGAUUUAAACACCUGUCUGGAUCUCACUGUAGAAGUCAAACAUUGAUCUCUCAUCCCCAAUCUAAAGCAUCUCAUCUCUUUGAAGUCGUGUAUUUUGCCCGAUUUAAUUGUUGGUGAAAAUCUGUCCUCGAAAGGUCAUGUUUCUGACUGGAGAAAAAAAAGUUGUUGUACAGGAUUUCAGUAACUUUUUGACAAGUUAAAAUAUUGUGAUAAAGGUUGAUAUUUGGAGACGAGCUUGAGCGCAAAUGUUUUCUGAUCUUUUGCCAUUUUGUGUAGCAAACAGYCCCAUCAUAGGCAGAGGCAAGUCAGUUUUUCCUGUACUUAUGUGAGAACUGAAAUCUGUAUUUGAUUCAUUUUUACUUGUCAUUGGCUUCAUACUGUGACCUUUUUAAAAUAAAGUCUUUUUAUGUUUAAA
Molecule: messenger RNA, 1758 nt
Organism: Austrofundulus limnaeus
Lineage: Eukaryota; Metazoa; Chordata; Actinopteri; Cyprinodontiformes; Rivulidae
Gene: actl6a
Product: actin-like 6A
Source: RefSeq, a predicted model, not a curated record